AUGUUGGUGAACUUGAGAUACCUUGACAUAAGUCGUAUACGCAUAGAGAGAUUACCCAAAGGAACAUUGGGGGCUUUGUUAAACUUGCAGUGUCUUGGAGCUGGGCUAGUAAAUGGAGAAGAAAUUAUAAAAUUGUGGGCAUUGGAGUCACUUAGAUGCUUCUUUGACGAUGUGGAUGAUUUCAACAAGUUUGUGAGGGUGUUUAGUAAGCGAAGGAAUAACCCUCCCUAUUACGAGAUCAGCGUGCAUCAUGAAAAUUUUGCGCCUUCUUCCCCAAGAGGUGUUGAUUUUCUAAUUCACUAUUGUGAGAGGAGUGUCCACAUUAUGGCGAGGAGUCAUGCUAUUGUGAGCGCGAGAGGGGAAAGUAGUGGUAGUGGCAGUGGCAUUUGUAUUUUGAUUCCCCAAGAUGUGUGGAAUUUGACAGCGUGGUUUUGCGACGGUAUGACAAAUUUGUCUAACAUGGGUCCACUUGAAAAGCUUGAGAGGCUAGAUAUAAGAUGGUGGAGCAACUUGCAAGUGCUCUGCGGAGGACAAGAUGAAGAAUUAAUCGACAUCCAUGACUCCCUUGCCCAAACCCCCACCCCUCUCCUCUUCACAAGCCUUAGGUAUUUAGAAAUAAAUGAAUGUCCAAAACUGAAGUAUCUCUUUGGGCAUGAGCCUAGAUUCUCCCUUCCGCAUCUACAAUACAUUCAAAUAUGUCGUUGUGUGGAAAUGGUGGGGAUGAUAGUGGCAGCUACAUCACCACUACCGUAUCAACCCCCAGCCUUCCCUAGUCUAGAAGAGAUAAGAGUUGGGUGGUGUGAUAAAAUGAAGAGAGUGGUGGAAUUUGAGUGGCUACCCCACUUCCCUAAUUUGAGAAGACUCACCGUAUGGGAUUCUGAGAACAUGGAGGAGAUAAUCGGAGGUCUUUCCUCAUACAUGUCAGUUGAAGAGACUCCUAUAAACAACACCCCUUCAUCCUCCCAGUCUUCAAUUUCUCUCCCAAAGCUGAAUUCCUUGUAUCUAUACAAUCUACCCCAGUUGAAGAGCAUAUGUGAAGUCCCAAUAACUUGCAAUUCCAUGAAAUAUUUGGAGGUGGUCAGAUGCCCAAAACUAAACAGGAUUCCUUUGGAGCUGCAAUUACGUGAUAUUGAGGACCUUCCGUAUAUUGAGGUGGAAGGUGAGGAAAAGUGGAAGACGCUGAUAUGGGAUCAUCCCAAUGCUCAGGCUAUUAUUCAAUCUCAUCUCCUUUUCAAGAGCAGUUGUUGUAUUCUAAAAGGCUGGCGCAAUUCACGUGAAUUAUUGAUAUAA
Messenger RNA from Eucalyptus grandis, 1290 nucleotides. Its product is annotated as putative disease resistance protein At3g14460. Bases 1 to 1290 code for a protein of 429 amino acids. The transcript has 2 exons. The record is from RefSeq and is a predicted model, not a curated record. Lineage: Eukaryota; Viridiplantae; Streptophyta; Magnoliopsida; Myrtales; Myrtaceae.